Messenger RNA from Daldinia loculata, 2170 nucleotides. RefSeq lists its product as uncharacterized. Lineage: Eukaryota; Fungi; Ascomycota; Sordariomycetes; Xylariales; Hypoxylaceae. Bases 397 to 1950 code for a protein of 517 amino acids. The record is from RefSeq and is a predicted model, not a curated record. The transcript has a single exon.
GGCCCGUUCCGCAUAUACCGUGCCCCCGGGUCCGUGGCUUUCCUUAGCUGCGGCUCUGCCCUUCAGCCCAUCCUCCCGAAAAGUCAAUGCUGGUGCAUCGACGAGGAUAACAGCAGAUUCGUCUUACAGAUACGACGACCUCAAUACUGGAGAAUCGAGCUACCGGUCUUAGAUCCCGAUGACCAGGACCGCGCUUUAUUGCUAAAACAAGUUUUGGAUAAAACAUUGCUAUUUGAAAAGACACAUUGCCCAUUUAAGAGGAGUUUCACGGUAGAAUUACCGGAAGAGCCGCAUACACCAGUCAAAAAGAAGGCUUGGACGCCGGAAGGGAAGAAUUUAUUAUCGUCGCCUUUCUCCGACUCCUCCCCCCAAUCCUCGCCGACAGCCAAACUUUACAUGGAUAGACGUUCUAGUACUUUAAGCGACAUAUCCCUUUUUAGGGAUGACAUUGGACCACAUACACCCCGUGAUUUAUCACAAUACAACUAUCAGCCGGAAUCCGCACACUUAAUGUCCGAGUCUGAAGAAUCAACAGUCACCGAGGAGAGGGAAGAUAGUAUUCGUCCUAAAAAAUUAGAUCUAGCGGCUCUAAAGGCUCUCCAGGACGGCGGACAAUCUCUGGCUUCCAAUUUUGGUACUGUGUUGGAAUUAGCAAAUAUCCCAUGGGACAUUGUCAAGGAUAAUGUGGUUUCGUAUAAUACCAAGCAAUCGGUAUCAGGACAAAGCGACGUCAGCUCUACGAGCACAAGUCAUCAUCAGCGCGCCAUGCGAGCUCAGGAGGAGGCAGCAGCUUUGGCUGUGCAGGACGCUGAGCAGCUAUUAGACCCAGUAGAUUCUCACAGCAUCUCAACACAACCCCAGGCAUCACAAGCUGUCGAUUUCGAAAAGUGGGAGUCGAUGCUGCAAGAACCCCCCGCACCUAACAAUAGAAAAGGGAAAGUCACAGGUAAAGAAGUUGAUGAAGGGCCUUCUUCCUUCGAGGGAUCCGGUCGUAUCGCACCGAUCAAUCUAAAGAAGAAACGGAUGAGCCGAAUGUUAGCUGGCCGAACCUACACGGCUCCUCCACAGGUGACUACUGUGUCCUCGCUCCCUUCAAAGUCAAGAGAAUCAUCAGGCGCUACGAAGCCCCAUCCUCCGCCGCAUUCACGUCUUUUAGAAUCGGAUGAAAGUUCUCCUGCAGGGUCAAGCGACUCAUUUCAUAGUGUACAGUCAUGGAAUUCUUCACCAGCCAACCCGCUCCCUCCGUCGCCGCCAUCGUCUCGCCCAAUCACGCCUUCUGAAUCUCAAUUUCCUCAUCCACACGAUGAUAUCGUUCUUCCUCAUCAGUCUCCGCAUGAAAGGGACAAUCCGGCGUACACAAAUACGCCAGAGACGGAUAAGACGUUUGAUGCAAGCUCUGAAGGGGCCAAAGACCAUGCUAACGAAAUAGCCUCACCCUCCCAACGUUCUCCCGUCGAUAGUAAAAACAGCCAUGUGACUAUUGCCGAGUCUUCCAAGACAUCGCACGCAUCCGGUGUGGAAGAGAAACCGCAAAUUCGGCCGCGGCCACGACCUCAUAGCUUAUCCAUGAGCCGACGGGCUCUAUCACCGCUACCCCCUCCCGCUAACUUCUUCUCGCCACCCCCCAGGCAAACCCCUCAGAGUCGUAUGGCUGUUGUCCGUCGGCUACCAGCCACGAUAAUAAACAAGACGGUAGAGCUUAUUCUAAGCCCGCCAACUUAUCUCGUAAAUAUCAUGUUGAAAGUCGCCGCCAGAAUUCUCGCCGGCGAAUGGCGAGGCCUUGUCUUCGGCAUCGGCGAAGGAGGUGAGAAGAUCCCGGUCCAGUGGGAUUAUUCCGAUGGCGAGUUUAGCGAUUGGAGCGACGACGACGAAUCUUACGCGUCAGCAAGAAAUAAACAGAGCAGCAACAGCAUCUCACAGUUCGAAGAUGGCCGCUGGGAGGUUGACUAGAGAGACAAACGACAGGCUGCAUACAAUUUGUGUACUAUAGAAGUAUCGAUUUUAAUGAAGAUAUGGGCUUGCAUGGUCUAUUGCAUGGGGCAUGGGAUGGUUGAGGUUGGUGGGAGUUAGGGAGGGUUUAGGGCGGAACCAUCCAUCCAUCUCAAACAUUGUUCGGUUUUUCCAGCUGGAUUGGAACGGUAGGGUUGGGCAGGGCAGGGCAAGGGCAGGG